This is a messenger RNA of Rotaria socialis, 795 nucleotides long. Lineage: Eukaryota; Metazoa; Rotifera; Eurotatoria; Philodinida; Philodinidae. The record is from the annotation of a GenBank genome assembly.
AUGAAUANUAUUAGGUCUACUUCUACUAUAAAUCUCAGCUAUUAUGAAUAUGUUCAACAAGAUAAACUAAAAGAGGGAGUGCCUAAAUAUCAAAAUAAUGAAUAUCAACUGGAUGAAAGUGUUAGAAAAUCCCAAGGAGAAUAUCAAAGCAUAGCUGAAAUGAAGUUACGUAUUCUAUUUCUGACAAAUGCACACAAUUCCAUGUCACAAGCUGCUUAUUUGAUGCUAAAAGGAAUGGGUCAUACUGUUAUGAUUGAAUUAGCUUUGUCAUCCGAACAAAUGGAACAGGUUGCAACUGAAUUAAAACCAGAUUUCAUUAUAUGUCCAUUUCUGACGAAAGUUGUACCUGAAAGUUUAUAUACAAAAUUCAAAACAUUGAUUGUUCACCCGGGUAUUGUUGGCGAUCGUGGCAUGCAUAGCAUAGAUUGGGCCUUACUUGAACAAAAAGCAGAAUGGGGUGUUACGGUAGUAGAAGCCGCGAAAGAAAUGGAUGCAGGGCCAAUUUACGGAACACAAAAUUUUCCUUUAGAUACUUUGCUUCCAGCUGAAUUAACAAAAUCAAAAAUUUAUCGUAACCAUGCUGUACCUGCUGCACUAAAAGCUAUUCAUCAAGCCAUAACAAAUAUUGUGAAACAAGUUCAACCAAUCCCACUGGACUAUUCAAAUCCUGCUGUCAAGGGAACACUCAAACCAACAAUGAAACAUUCUGAUUGUUCUAUCAAUUGGGAGUGUGACGAUGCAAAAACUGUCGUUCGGAAAAUAUCUGCACGUGAUUCAAAUCCAGGUCUUAGAUGA